This is a messenger RNA of Serpula lacrymans var. lacrymans S7.9, 2091 nucleotides long. RefSeq lists its product as uncharacterized. Gene Ontology annotation, biological process: malate-aspartate shuttle; aspartate transmembrane transport; L-glutamate transmembrane transport. Bases 1 to 2091 code for a protein of 696 amino acids. The record is from RefSeq and is a predicted model, not a curated record. Lineage: Eukaryota; Fungi; Basidiomycota; Agaricomycetes; Boletales; Serpulaceae. The transcript is spliced from 17 exons. Gene Ontology annotation, molecular function: calcium ion binding; L-aspartate transmembrane transporter activity; L-glutamate transmembrane transporter activity.
AUGUCCGAGUCACUGUUAUCGCGCAUCCUUCCGACCAUCCACUGUGACACUAACGCGGGCUCUGGGUCGUCUUCAAUAACUAACUCGGCCCUCAAGAGCGUCCGGAGUGUAGUGGCUACUCCAGAAAGCGAAUUAAAGCGCUGGAAGCGUGUCUUUGAGGGAAAUGCAAAAGUAGUGGUUAAUGGCGAAAAGUUCCUUGACCCAGAAAGCUUUGUCGAUGCUAUAGCUCCGAAGAGUGACCUCACAAAAGUCGCUCGUGCCCAAUUUACUAUCCUUUUCCGUGUUGCCGAUACCUCAAGGCGGGGCUUGGUAUCUUGGGAUGACUUCACCGUCUUCGAGACUCUGCUGAAGCGUCCCGACGCAGACUAUUGGAUCGCUUUUCAGUACUUCGAUGCCGACAGCUCUGGUACUAUAACUUAUGAUGAAUUCAUACAUGUGUUCACGGCCAACGUUGGGCCCGAUGUCAUUCCUUUCGAUUUUGAUUGCGACUGGGUUAAACUAUAUCUAGGAAAAAAGAAUGGCACACACGUCUUAGGGUAUAAUGAGUUUACGCAGUUGAUGAAGGGUUUGCAAGGAGAACGUCUUCGUCAAGCCUUCAAAUACCUCGACUCGGAUCAGGAUGGUUUUAUUCGACCUGACCAGUUUAAGCAGAUCGUACUGGACAUCGCAGGUCACAAACUCUCGGACGCGGUGAUAGAGCGGUUGCCGACGUUAUGUACGUUGUCACCAGGAGGCAAGAUAUCAUAUUCUGAAGUCGUUGCAUUCCAUAACGUUGUCCGAGAGAUGGACAUGGUUGAACGUAUUCUUCGGGAGGCCACUGCAAAAUCCAAAGAUGGACGAAUUGACCAGUCCGAUUUCCUAAAUCACUCCGCCGCAAAUGCUCGGUAUUCUCUAUUCACCCCGAUGGAAGCUUCCAUAAUUUUCCACUUUGCCGGAAGGGGAAGUGGUGGGAAACGGCUGGCAUUGGUGGAAUUUGCGCAAUUGCUGCAUCCGCGAUGGAGAGCUCCUCACGAAGAACAAGCCGUGAAGCCUACAAGCAAGGGAGACUCGUUUGUCGAAGGUCUCCUGCAUUCCGCAUAUAAUUUUGUUCAAGGAGGUGCAGCCGGGGCAUUAGGUGCCACUAUAGUCUACCCAAUUGACAUGGGUAACAUGCAAAAUCAACGUAGUACCGUUGUCGGUCAGAUGUUGUACAAGAACAGUAUUGAUUGUGCCAAGAAGAUAUUCCGUAACGAAGGGUUCCUUGGUUUUUAUCGUGGUUUGGGUCCUCAGCUUAUUGGUGUCGCGCCUGAAAAAGCUAUUAAACUUACUGUGAACGAUCUCAUUCGUGGUCGCACUACGGAUCCCGAAACUGGUCGUAUCAAGCUAGCAUGGGAACUGUUUGCCGGCGGCGCUGCUGGUGGUUGCCAAGUGGUGUUUACUAACCCUUUGGAAAUUGUCAAAAUUCGUCUCCAAAUUCAAGGAGAGGCAGCUAAAUUAGAGGGAGCUGUACCGAAAGGGGCUAUACAUAUUGUGCGCCAAUUGGGUAUAUUUGGUUUGUAUAGAGGAGCAAGUGCAUGCUUACUCCGCGACAUUCCAUUCUCCGCUAUCUAUUUCCCUGCGUAUGCACAUUUGAAGAAAGACGUUUUCCGUGAAGGUUACAAUGGAAAGCAGCUGUCGUUCCUGGAAACUCUUGGUUCAGCUGCUAUCGCUGGUAUGCCCGCGGCGUACUUUACGACACCAGCAGAUGUUGUAAAAACUCGCCUUCAGGUGGAAGCACGUCAAGGUCAAACUAACUACAAGGGGCUAACUGAUGCAUUCAUCAAAAUAUACCGGGAGGAAGGUUUCCAGGCUCUAUUUAAGGGUGGACCGGCUCGAGUUGUUAGAAGCAGUCCUCAGUUCGGAUUCACUUUGUUGGCCUAUGAGUAUUUACAUAAGUAUCCGUGGCAAGAAAAAUCACAGGGGGUGGAAACUGUACUUACGGCAUCCACGCAAGAUGAUAUGUCCAGGAUACGUGCACGGAAUGCUCUCAAGAUUUUAUUAGAUGUUCAUGGAGAAUUUGGGCGCCGUGCGGCCACAGUAUCUUUACCGUUGAUUCGCUCCUCGUCUUCAUGA